Anolis sagrei ordinatus is the source of this 1916-nucleotide messenger RNA. RefSeq names its product methyltransferase 21A, HSPA lysine (gene METTL21A). Lineage: Eukaryota; Metazoa; Chordata; Lepidosauria; Squamata; Anolidae. Gene Ontology annotation, cellular component: cytoplasm; cytosol. The record is from RefSeq and is a predicted model, not a curated record. Gene Ontology annotation, molecular function: protein-lysine N-methyltransferase activity. Gene Ontology annotation, biological process: peptidyl-lysine methylation.
GCCAGCGAGAACUUUGUUCUGCAUACGGCAAGAGCCUCGUUCCUGUUCGGAAGGAGAAUCCCGCUCCCAUCUGCUUGGCAAGAAGAUGGCCUUGGUUCCUUAUGACGACUCAGCUCUUUGGGGAACGCAAAAGCUACACCAGUCUUCUUCUGUAUACAGUUUUGCUAACCACACCAUCCAGAUCAAGCAGGACUGGAAGCAGCUGGGUGUAGCUGCAGUGGUAUGGGAUGCGGCUGUAGUGUUGUGUACUUUCUUGGAAAUGGGAGGCAUUGAUCUCCAAGGGCGUUUGGUGAUUGAGUUGGGAGCUGGAACUGGCUUGCUGGGAAUUGUAGCCGCGCUGCUUGGUGCCCAUGUCACCAUCACAGACAGAAAGGCGGCCUUGGCACUCCUGGAGUCUAACGUUGGGGCCAAUGUGCCCACCGACCUCCGGACAAGAGCAGUGGUCAAAGAACUGACUUGGGGACAAGAUUUAGCGAGCUUUUCUCCAGGAGGGUAUGAUGUAGUUUUGGGUGCAGAUAUAGUUUAUCUGGAAGAAACGUUUGAUGCUCUUCUCCAGACGCUGGACCAUCUCUGCUCUGACCAGACUGUGAUCCUGUUAUCAUGCCGCCUCCGCUAUGAACGGGACCAGAAUUUCCUGAAGAUGCUGAAGGGACUUUUUGCCGUACAUGAGGUGUUCUAUGACAGCAAUCAUGAUGUGCAUAUAUUUAAAGCACAGAGAAAUGUCCUGAACAGAGAUCUGUGAUUGGAUCAGUUGUGAAUUUGUUGCCAGCUUAUGCCUGUCGACUUGAUCAUGUGAUUACAACUCCCAGAAUCCCCAAGACAGCUUGUUGUCUGGAUAAGCACCCAGGGAGUUGUAGUAAAAAUAAUAUUUCUACGGUUUAUCACCUCCUCAGUAUACAUGGAGCAAAGAAUUAACUGAAUCCCAGCCAUUACUGAUUUUUUAAAAAAAUAAUUGCUAGUAGUAUCUCAGACUAACCGAAUUAUACAUGACUCUGAAUGAUUUCCAGACACAAAUUUGGCACCAAUGCAGGAAGCAGAACACACUUUGGCGCAGAGUAAGCACAAAAUCCAAUUAGAUUCACAAUGAUGACAUUUUAUUUCUGAUUUCCACUGGUGUGGAAUAAUAUAAAUUGAUGGACAAGGUGGAAAUGAAACAGUGAAAACAAGUACACUCUUGUGAUUCAAAAAAAGAUAAUGACAAUUGCAAAGGAAAUACUUUACGAGAUUAUGUGCAAUGAAAUUGUUUAGUUGUUUGCUUCAGAAACAAGAGUUGGACAACUGUGGAGGGACAACAUUUGACAGCCCGCAGUAGGGACCAAUGGGGAAAAAAAUCAAGAAAUUAACUUUUUCAUUAAUGGUGGAAAUAUAUUUUACCCAAGUGAAUACAACAGCCACAAGUCAGACCUAGUCUGGCCUAGGACCUUUUGCUGAAUGGAGGGGCCUUCAUGGUGGCUAUUAAGGAGCAAUUCAUACAUGAUCCCACCUGUACCAAACUUGUACUUGCCAUCGGGUACAUCCUAGAUAGGGAGCAGUAGCCAUUUCCAUUGGAUAGCACUAGACAUUUUUAAACAAUGAUGGGCAUAUCUUGAAAGUGUUUCUAUUUUCCCUAUUGUGCUUUGUUUGAAUGCACUCAGGGUGCUGCUGAGUAAUCCAUGCAUUCUGACAUACUUAGUUAACUUAAAGCAAAGGCAGAUACUUAAGUGCUAUAUAGUGGGAAUUGUACAAGUCAUCCAUUAUGACUACUGGUGAGGGACCAUCAUAAACGCAGGCCCUCACUUCCUCCUUCUUCCCAGGGCAACGUAUGAUAAAACCCAUUUUAAUUAAAAAUAAAUAAUAAAAAUAAUUGUAAAAGGCUUUUUGGUCAUGUCAGGAGCGACUUGAGAAACUGCAAGUCGCUUCUGGUGUGAGAGAAUUGG